AUGUUCGCCAUCCAAGUACCUCAAAAACAGUCAUCUGCAGCCGAUAAUGAGAAGUUGAUGGAGAAUUGCACCCCUAAUAUCCUUCCCUGUAGAAUCCACCAUGAUGGGUUCGUUGAGACGCUAGGGCGUUACUGGAACCCUGUGUCGGAUGAGAAGAAUGAGAGCCUACAGACUGCUUACUUCCGAGGACGCAAGCUUCGAGGCCGACGUGUUGCAAUUCCGGAAGGCUAUCAGGGAAUAGUUGUGCAGCCUACUGAGCGUGUUCUACCGCCUAAGAGAAGAGACACCGGAUAUGAGGUCGAAAAUAUUCAAAUCGAGCAAGAAGAGCCGACCAAGGUACUAGAAAAGCAGACUACUUUUGACGAAUUCAUGGUCUGGGGCCAUGAAGAGGUGCCGGCGGCCGAUGAUGCUUUCGUCAAGGGAGUCGAAGAAUGGUUGAAGAUGGCUGAAGCGUUACAUACGCAACCCAGCGACGCAAAGACAAGUUCCACUUGA
Messenger RNA from Aspergillus viridinutans, 495 nucleotides. RefSeq names its product ribonuclease H2 subunit C. NCBI's taxonomy places the organism in Eukaryota, Fungi, Ascomycota, Eurotiomycetes, Eurotiales, Aspergillaceae. Bases 1 to 495 code for a protein of 164 amino acids. Gene Ontology annotation, cellular component: ribonuclease H2 complex. Gene Ontology annotation, biological process: RNA catabolic process. The record is from RefSeq and is a predicted model, not a curated record. The transcript is spliced from 4 exons.